AUGGCAUUGUCAUACCCCCAGGGAGAAUGCUUUUUCAAACGAAGCGCGUUGAAGUCUGCCGAAGGGAACCGCUUCGAUGCCGAGGACGAGAAACAAUUCUAUAGUACAAUGCUGGUGGAAGUGAUCUGGAACAAAGAGGCUUAUCAUGGGUCUAAGCAAUGCGGGAAGGCUCCACCACACAAAAGAUCCAAAUACAAGAUACUUAUGGAUAAAGGCGUACUCCUUGAUGAGAAUGGAAAAGCCGACAUCAGUGUCGGGGCACAUGCGUCUUCAUGGCAAACGAUGUAUGGGAACUAUAUCCAUCUUCCUUUCAACUACGGGCAUUACAGUCAGCCAUCGAGACGUGCUCAACACGAGCUUUGCACGUGGGGCCACAGAUUCAAGCUGAGAGAGUGCGGAGACGCAUAUGAGUCGUGGUUUAUGUUUGUUCCCGUUCCCACUAGCGACGAACAAUGGGUCUUCAUCGAUCGUCUUUGCUCUAUCCGUGCCAUUUAUAUACCAGUCUCCUAUAUGGCUAGCGAGAAAAGCCAGGAUCUCUGCACCUACCUGCAUGUGCGAUUCAACAAUAUGGCAGAUAUCGAACUUCAGUACCACAAAGAUGAAACUCCAGGAAAAUUCGCAGAGAUCUUUGACUUUGAGCCAGUUGACGAAACCACCACAACUUUAACAUGUCAUCAAGAAUUCGGCAUUGAAAAUGAUGUGAAGACUGCACUUGGGAUCAACGUCACCAAGCUAGUGACUACUUUGAUUGUUCCUCGACAGCUUCGCAAGCAAGACGCCUUUAGCUCCGGAGCUAUUAUUCUUGUGGAUUCCAGCCUUAUCCCAACUAAGGUUGCUUCGGCCAACCACGGUCUUAGUGUAAAGUGGACAGUGGGAAACCAUAAACCCCAUUGGCUUCUUAACUACCUCAAGAAUGCCCUUGUUAUCGUCAGUGGUUUGGUUCCCGUUGUGGGGCCGAUUCUGGCCAUGGGAGCCGCACUAGGUAUGGAGGCUAUCAUCAACCCGGAUGAGUUCAUGGACGAGCUCAGAGAACAAAUACCCUCGGUCGAGCUGGCAGAGGGCAUAAUCGCGGAAUUCAAAAAGCUCGCUGGUGAGAGCAAGGAUAAUAUGAAUGUUAAGAUCGCGAAGAUCGAUCAGCCAUCCUCCACUCCAGCUAUCUCCUUCGAGAGCAGCAACGACACUGACAAGGCGAGUAAACAACCCGUGGAAAAGGGAGUGCCAGAUGAGGCAACACCCGCGGAACUCGCCGCGAGCACUGUCAGCGAGGUGCCCUCGUACAAAGCUCUGUCCGAGGCAGAGUACCAGACAACCGUACAGAAGUACGUUAGAAAUGCUUUCACUGAGAAAGUUAUGGGUUUCUCGUAUCACUGGAAGACUGAUUACGAUCAUUUUCGCAAGUUGCUCGAGAGCCCUCCGGAGGAGCACAAGGACAAGACAUUGGAUGAACUCAUUCCACUGGUCAAGUCAAAGGACAUGCGAGAAAGACUUGAGUAUUUCCGGAAGAAAGAGUUCACCCCUGAGAUGGAGGAGGAAUUCCGCGCAGAUGAGAAAGCAAAGAUAGAGAAAAAGUUACUCUCGGACGCGGGAUAUGACACCGAGUUUAGGGAUGACGACUACAACUGGGCCGCGAAGUUACAAAGUGCUAUUGCGAGGCGGCAGCUGAAGAAUUCGCCAGGACUUGGACUUCCCGGAAUGCAUGUCCCACUGAGGAUGGUACAAGGCAUGAAUUAUCAGAUCACCUCGGAUCAAAGAUUUGGUAGGUAG
Molecule: messenger RNA, 1764 nt
Organism: Penicillium pulvis
Lineage: Eukaryota; Fungi; Ascomycota; Eurotiomycetes; Eurotiales; Aspergillaceae
Exons: 4
Coding region: 1-1764 (587 amino acids)
Source: RefSeq, a predicted model, not a curated record